Molecule: messenger RNA, 516 nt
Organism: Drosophila bipectinata
Lineage: Eukaryota; Metazoa; Arthropoda; Insecta; Diptera; Drosophilidae
Gene: Polr1H
Product: RNA polymerase I subunit RpI12
Biological process (GO): DNA-templated transcription; termination of RNA polymerase I transcription
Cellular component (GO): RNA polymerase I complex
Molecular function (GO): zinc ion binding; nucleic acid binding
Source: RefSeq, a predicted model, not a curated record
ACAGCUGACCAGGUCCAUCUCUAUUUAAGCACGUGCUGUUUUUAGCUUCCCCGAAAUAUCUCUUUGUUAUGGAAACAUUUAACAAUUGUCCUGGGUUCUGCCCUUCUUGCGGAUCAAUUUUGCCCACUCUGCAAGUUAAAGGAAAUGUGAUGUGUUACAACUGCAAGAAAGAGUUCCUGCCUGAUGUUUAUAGCGGGGAGAAGUCCGACUUCGUAAUACACUUCAACGCCUACGAUCCCAGCAAGGUUUUUAACCGGACAAAAAGAGAAUCGGAAUCUUCAGAGGCAGACGGCCCAGUGGUGGAGAGGAAGUGCCCCAAGUGCAACCACGAUAAGAUGUCAUACGCCACCCUGCAGCUUCGAUCCGCGGAUGAAGGACAAACUGUUUUCUUUACGUGCCUUAAGUGCAAAUUUAAGGAAUCGGAAAACUCUUAGACUUAAAACUUAUAGUGUAACCCAGUAUGGAUACCCAGUAAAAUAUAUUGUAUAAAAAUGUGUUGUCACAGAACCAAAGCAA